CAGUCUAAGCCUAGAUCAUCUCAUAUCAGCAUGGAAAAACAUGAGCUUUCAGAGAGUUUCAUCAAGUCUUUUUCAAAUAUAGCCGUCAAUAAAGAGGAGAAUGGAAAUGAAGACAAAAAGAGAGGCUCUUCAAAAAAGAAAAUAACUGGAAAAAAUAUUAGUGUGCAACCUCAUGACGCUAGCGAAAGAAAUGCAACCGUAUCAGAUUCCGAGUGGUUGACUACAACUGACACGUCCGUCCAUUCAUCUCCGAGUGCUGAUGAGGAAGUGCCAAACGAUGUGCUAGAGAAGUGUGAUGGACUGGAUGAGCUGAACCUAUCGUCUCCUGAUACUAAGAGAGAACAAAGAGGACGUCGUGGCAGAGGCAGAGGUCGUGGGUUUUAUAGAGUCAACAGUAGAAAAUCUGCUCCAGCAAGACCAAUACAAGAGUCAUCAAGUUCAACCGGAUCUUCUGAUUCCGCUUCUUCUUCUGAUUCCGAAGAUGAAACUACCUCUGAAGACACCUCAGACUCAGACUCAGAAUCUACCCUGGAGAGUGGAACUAGCUUGUCUGGAAGUGAGGAUUCUCAGACAACUUACACAUCUCACUCGACCAACUCAGAAUCUGAAGAUUGUGACGACAGCUGUUCAUGUUGCUCUUGCUCCUGUUGUGAGGAUUCUUCAGUCUCUUCUACCUCUUACGAGUCAACUGAUGAUCUGACUGAUCUUCCCCGAGUGAAACGUGGAGGUCGUCUAGGCUCCAAGGGUAGCAAGAAGGUGGCUCAACACUGCGCUCAGUCUUAACUCAUUAGCCUUAAAGGCAAUGUUGAGGCUUACAGAUGUUUGUAUUUUUAAAAUUUUAAGAUAUGCUGAUUACUUCAAGGUGUCACAUUGAUUUUAGAAUGAGUUAAAAACAAUUUUAGCUUUAAGAUUAGGCUGUGGUUUUUCAAAAUUUAUGCAUUUUCCCAAAUUUAGAAUUUUAAAAUUAGAUACAUAAAAAAAUACAAAGUCAUAAUGCAAAGAAGACUGUUAUAGUAUGAAUGAUGGAGACAAAUAAAAUGAUAAAGGUAUGCUUUAAUUUUGUGGUCUACGAGUUUAAGCUAAUUUUAAAUUAAUUAAGGAUUAUCAGUUAAUAAUGCAUGUGUGAUAAAUGUAAUUUAUAAAAUUAUUGAUUCUAAGAUAUUUAUAAAAGACGCUUGCAAUUCUUUUCUUUAUAACGUUUGUAAAUUGCAAGUUCUUAGAAAUAUUUCUGUAUUGAAAAUUAUAGUAUAAGAUAUUAUUAAGGAAUGUUAUUACAAGUUUUAAAGAUAUAUUCAGACUUUGAAUCCUAUGUUGAAAAUACAU
Macrosteles quadrilineatus (aster leafhopper) is the source of this 1323-nucleotide messenger RNA. RefSeq lists its product as uncharacterized. The transcript has 6 exons. The record is from RefSeq and is a predicted model, not a curated record. Bases 31 to 783 code for a protein of 250 amino acids. NCBI's taxonomy places the organism in Eukaryota, Metazoa, Arthropoda, Insecta, Hemiptera, Cicadellidae.